AAAGUUAGUUAAUAAUUUGAACUUCGACGGAUAAAUAUAUGUUCAGACAAUUAUCUUUCUUACUAUAUCUAUUCGUAGUUUUGUUACAGCUCACAUAAUUUGGAUACAUUGAGUAUUUUAAAUGCAUCAUGUGAAACAGACACGUAAAACCCGGUUUUUCUAUAAUCCAAUCUGAAAAUAUACAGUUAAGAUAUUUUCAAUUUCAAUUAUUAAAAAAAAUCAUUGAUGAUAUUGCUGUGUACUUUCGUAAAAUGUAUUUUGUUUGUUGGCAAUUUCUUCUGUGGCACACUUCGAUCGGAUUAUUUCAAGUGAAGAUUACUCAAAUACAUACGUCAUAUACAAUCCUCGGCUUGCUCUCGCUAAUCGAAUGUGCAGAAAGCGGAUUGCGCGGUUAUAGAAUGGAAAAUGCGGCUUGGAAGACGAAGAUCAUCAUGGGUAGCUCGAACAGUUUGAAGGUAAAAAAAACUCGAAGAAGACCCAAACAAUUUGGAUGUUAAUCCAGCGGCAGUCUAGGGAGAGAUUUUUGCAUGACUGGGCCGAAAAGUUGAUGUGAAACGACAAUCCCAAGCACAGAUCGCAGGAUCAUGCAUCGGCCUCAACACCCUAGUAGGAUAUAACCGAACGAAAUCAUUCUUGGGGAUCUCUAUAGAUGUCAGUUGAUGCGUUGGUGCUCGCACGUUCUCAAUUAAAAGUUCGGUAUGGCACAAUGAUUCUGCUUCACGACAAUACCAGGCCUCAUUCUGCAAAAACCGUGCACAGUUGGUUUAAAUCACUGAAGCGGAAAGUUAUGUACCACCCAACAUAUUUAGAAGGCGCCGUAUGAUUUUCAUUCGUUCAAUCUGCAGGCGAAGAAUUCUCCGUUCUUUGUCAAAAAUAUUAAUAAUUCCAGUGUAAUAUUAUAUUUACCAUUAACAUAAUAGAAAAAAAUGGUACGAAUUAUUUCCAAUCCCCAAUACGAACGGUUCAGUUCACGUUUCGCGUUAUCAAACAUAAUUUUGCCUGACUAGUAUUUAGCGUGUAUGCUCCAGCACAAGGUUAAUACAAAACUUUGUUUUCGUUUUGAGCAAGCUGACAUGAGAGUUGCAUUGGAAAAUUGUGAGGAGAAUUCUGUGUUGUGCCCAAAACUUUUUAAUAAUCGAUUAGAUUCACAAUUCCUGAAUUGAAAUCGUUCAAAUCUCGAUCACCGCAAGCAGCAAAAUGAGUUUCAUAAAUUGUUGUAGACUUUGUUUGAUGGAACUACUCACAGCUGAUGCAGGGUGUUCUUAUUAUUGUAUACCCGAGACAACGUUAGAAGAUCGGCCGCUACAAUACCUGAUACAUGACUGUUUCGGUAUUUCGAUUACAGAGGAUGAAAAAGUGAACAAAAUCUGCGAAUCAUGCUACAACGACGUCCAAAAUGUCUUCAGGCUAAAAAAUCGAUUUCUAGAAGCUGAUGUCGCUAUAAGGAAUUUUUAUUGCCAGCUAGAACUUACAUUUGAACCAGAGUUUUUUAAAAGUUCUGCGAUUUUCGACGAAGAAAUAACAGCCUACGAAUCGUUACCUGAUGCUAAAGAGCACAUAAAAGUUAACUCGAAUGACUUACUUGUUCAGAUGUACACUGAUGAUAGCCCAAAAAAUGAGAUCAAAAGUAAAAACAAAACAACUCGCAGGGUUACCAGGAAAAAAGAACCACUACCUAAAGAGCACAUUGAAGUUAAGCCGAAUGAUUUACCUAAGGAGAUAGAUGAUAGCCCAAAAAAUGAGAUCACUGAUGAUAGCCCAAAAAAUGAGAUCAAAAAUAAAAACAAAACUCGCAGGGUUACCAAGAAAAAAGAACCACUAUCUAAAGAGCACAUUGAAGUUAAGCCGAAUGUUUUACCUAACGAGAUAUACACUGAUGAUAGCCCAAAAAAUGAGAUCAAAAGUAAAAUCGGAACUUCUCGUAAGAUUAUCCAGAAAAAAGAACCACCUCUAAAGAUAAUUUUACCUCGCAAAAGGAGUAAAGCCAAAGAUAAGAUCAGAAGUUUCACCUGUUAUAUUUGCACCACGGAUUUCGAUACACUGGAACAGCUGGACGAUCAUAUACCGAAGCACGUUGGACAAGUUUCACCAGUAUGUACCAUCUGCAACGUAGAGGUUACGACAAUGCGACACUUGAACUUGCAUAUUCAACGGACCCAUCACCGAAAGGGAAAGCGUAUCCCUUGCGAACCAUGCAAACAAAAUGGGAUUACAAAAGAGUUCUCAUCAUCAUGGCAUCAUAAGGAACAUAUAAAGAGGAUCCAUGAAGGUAUUAUAACAGUACCGGAAAAAAAAUAUGUAUGUUCUUACUGCGGUAAAAGCUUUCACAAAGGAUCCAACAUGAGACUACACGAAAACAUUCACACGAAAGCGGUUUUAUUCAAAUGCAAAUUUUGUACGAAAUUUGUGGGUGUUACUAGGAGUGCGUUGAUAAGGCAUGAACGCGUUCAUACUGCCGAAAAACCAUUUAAAUGUAACGAAUGUGAUGCUCAAUUCGUGCAAUCAAAUCAACUUACACUACAUAUAAAGCACCGUCACAAGGACGAACGACCAUUUGCAUGUUAUCUGUGCGAUGGAAAGGUUACCUUUAAGAACAAGUAUACCCUUCGGAAGCAUAUACGAAGCCAUGAAACCCCCGGAAGGAUCAGGCAGAGUAAAGCCACAUGUCAUAUGGAAACACUUAUGUUGGACACCUUUAUUGGCGAAACAUCGAAUUGAAACUGGAUCAAUGCGAAUUGUGUGUUGACAGACUUUUUUAGUUGAAUUUUGUAGUUUUUUUUUGUCGAUCUUCUAAUAAACAUAUAUAUGAUUUCCUAGAACCAUGUUUU
Wyeomyia smithii (pitcher-plant mosquito) is the source of this 2828-nucleotide messenger RNA. Its product is annotated as zinc finger protein 718-like. Gene Ontology annotation, biological process: regulation of transcription by RNA polymerase II. Bases 1198 to 2718 code for a protein of 506 amino acids. Gene Ontology annotation, cellular component: nucleus. The record is from RefSeq and is a predicted model, not a curated record. Lineage: Eukaryota; Metazoa; Arthropoda; Insecta; Diptera; Culicidae. Gene Ontology annotation, molecular function: zinc ion binding; DNA-binding transcription factor activity; RNA polymerase II cis-regulatory region sequence-specific DNA binding. The transcript is spliced from 3 exons.